Messenger RNA from Sander lucioperca (pikeperch), 3506 nucleotides. RefSeq names its product janus kinase and microtubule interacting protein 1 (gene jakmip1). NCBI's taxonomy places the organism in Eukaryota, Metazoa, Chordata, Actinopteri, Perciformes, Percidae. The transcript is spliced from 23 exons. The record is from RefSeq and is a predicted model, not a curated record. Bases 694 to 3249 code for a protein of 851 amino acids. Gene Ontology annotation, molecular function: GABA receptor binding; microtubule binding; kinase binding.
GCGUGUCCACGCAUUAACCGCGCGCGGUGUCAUUCUUGAACACGCAGUCAGGUGUCGCGCUUCUAUCACGCUACCGGCGACGCCCGACCGGCGUUUUUCCCCUCCCCAUGUUCACGUCGACACGGGCAUCGAAACGGUAUUAAUUAUUUAUCUAUUUUUUCACUCAUGUGUUUGAAAUGUAUAGGAACGGAUGACGUCGUGCGUGCACUCAAGUGUGUGUGUGGGCGUGGAUGAAAAUGUCAAUGUGCGGCGCGAGAGAAGGAGAAGCCUGAAGCUGAAUCUGCAGCUAGAGGAUAAUAUCACUGGGGGAAACACAACUUCAGCCGCUGUGUUAACUGCUGGAAAAUGUUUGUGAUAUCUGAGGAAUAAAGUUGUAAACGGUCGCUGUUUGCAGUUAGCUGAGCUCGGCAUCUUUGAAGAGCUGGAGGGGAGUUAAUUCAGCUCGUCACUCACCCAAGCCUCUCUUCCUGAAUGGGAAGAAAAUAAGGCAGCGACGCUUCUUCAAUAUCAGGCCACUUGCGAACACCGGACCUCCAUUUCAGAAACUCUCAGCAACCUCCAGCAAUGAUGUAGACUUGACAACGAUAUGAUGAUGAUGCAGGACCUCGCACGGAGGAAGAGCAGCGACUGACUCUCCUCCUUUUUCCCACACCUGGCGCUCUAUGUCCAUCCUGAUUGGGCGGCCAGAGAGUGAUGUCCUCAACCACACCCCUUGCAGCCCCACCCCUUAAGAAGGGAAGGAAGCCGGAGAAAUCAGAUGUGAUGACUGACUCGGUGCCGGCCACCAACGAGGAACUGAGGAGCAAACUCAUGGACACCCAAAUUGAGCUGCAGCAGGAGCGGGCCAAGAUAUGUAAGCUCCGUGAGCGGCUCCAGGAGCAGCGGCAGGCUCGCGAGCUUGAGCAGCACAAGCAUGCUGUGGCACUAACUGACCUGCGCGCCAAACUCCACGAAGAAAAGCUACGUGAGAUAGCGACUGCCCGUGAGACCCUGGCACGGCAGCAUGAAGUCGAACUGGCCCGGGCCAUCAAGAUCCGCGAUGCUGAGGUGCAGAGGCUCCAGGGGCUUGUAAACGCACUGAGAGAUGGAGCCGCUGACAAGCUCAAAAAUGCUCUUCUCGGAGAGGCUCGGGAGGAGGCCAGAAGAGCUUUUGAUGGGGAGAGAAUAAAGCUACAGCAGGAGAUUCAGGAGCAUAAGACAGCCAGGAAGCAGGCUGAGGAGGCGCAUGCAAAUGCUCUGCAGGCCGAUAAAGCCAAAGCAGUAGAUCUCCGCACGGCCUACCAACAGCACCAGGAUGAGGUGAAUCGCAUCAAACGGGACUGUGAGAGAGACAUCCGCCGACUGAUGGAUGAGUUGAAGGCAAAGGACCGGGUGAUGUGUGCCCUGGAGAGGGAGCUGGGGGUGCAGGCCGGCUUCACCCAGAAGCUUCAGCUUCAGAAGGAAGCCCUGGAUGAGCAGCUGGGUCAGGUACGGGAGGCGGAGAGACACAACCACGGCAGCCCCAAGAGAGAGCUGGUGCCUGGGCUGGGGGACAGUUCAGACCUGCUCAGCAACCAGGAGGUGGAGGAGCGUGACAUGAGGAGGUUCCAGCUGAAGAUUGCGGAGCUCCACUCGGUCAUCAGGAAACUGGAGGACAGAAAUGCACUGCUGGCAGAUGAGAGGAAUGAACUAUUGAAGCGUAUGCGAGAAGCCGAGAGCCAGAUGAAGCCCAUGUUUGAGAAGAACAAGCGGCUGUCCAAGAAGAAUGACGACCUUCUUCAAACGCUGCAACGCAUGGAGGAGAAACUGAAGAACCUGAGCCGAGACAACGCUGAGAUGAAGGAAAAAGCUGCCUCCUCUCGGCCCCCCUCACAGCAACAAUCCAUUCAGCCCCAGCUGAAGCGGCCAAGCUCCCUCACAGACCUGAGCCAUGCCCACGAGGAACAGGAAGUGGAGUUCCUCAAGCUGCAGGUUUCUGAGCAACGUGGCAUCAUUGAUGAGCUCACGCAGGAACGUGACCGAUUGGUGAUGAGCAAAAAGAACAGAAGGAAACCUUUCAAACUGUCUAAAAGGCAUGUUGUGGAGACAUAUUUUGGAUUUGAUGAGGAGUCGAUAGACUCUGAGACCUCCUCUCUGACCUCCUACAACACUGACCUCACUGACCGCACGCCUGCAACCCCAGAGGAAGAGUUGGAAGAGAUUAUUUCCCGUGAAGAGUCCGAGCUUCGCUUCCGUCAGUUGACCAGAGAGUACCAGGCUCUCCAGCGGGCCUACGCCCUUCUCCAAGAGCAGACGGGGGGCUCUGUGGAUGCUGAGAGAGAGGCCAGGACACGUGAGCAGCUGCAGAUGGAGCUCAGCAGCUGCCAGGCCAAGAUAGUGGACCUGGAGAAGGCCCUGGCCGAGAGGGGGCAGGAUUCAAAGUGGGUGGAGGAGAAGCAGUACUUGCUCAGGACCAACCAGGAACUUCACGAGAAGAUAUGUGCGUUGCAGCAGGCGGAGUCGCGGCUGCAGGCUGAGGUUCAGGAUGCCCACGAUCAGAAUGAACUGCUGGAAUUCAGAGUGCUGGAACUGGAAGAGAGGGAGCGCAGAUCUCCUGCCCUCAAUCUCCACAUGUCAGCGUUCCCUGAGAACAGUAGCAGCGCCCUGCAGAUCUACUGCCACCAGCAGGGAGUCAAGGAUGUAAUCAUUCCUGAGCUGAUGAAGAAACUGGAUAUCCUGGGGGAUAAUGGGAAUCUCAGAAAUGAGGAGCAGGUGGCGGUGAUCCAAGCAGGGACGGUGAUCUCACUGUGUGAAAAGUGGUUGAAGCAGAUAGAUAGCACAGAGGUUGCCCUUACACAGAAGAUGAUCGACCUGGAAAAUGACAAGGAGCUGUUCAGUAAGCAGAAGGGAUUCCUCGAGGAAGAGUUGGACUACAGGAAGCAGGCCUUGGAUCAGGCCUACAUGAGGAUCGAGGAGCUGGAGGCCACGCUGUAUAGCGCUCUGCAGCAGGAGCAGCCAGCCUGCCAGGCGGUGGCCGAGUCGCUGACAGACAGGCAGAGGGAGGAGCUGAGGCUAGCUGUGGAGAAGCUGCGGCGUCAGAUUCUCCGGCAGAGCCGGCAGUUUGACAGUCAGAUCUUACAGGAGCGCAUGGAGCUCCUACAGCAGGCCCAGGAGAGAAUUAGAGAGCUGGAGACCAGGCUUGACUUGCAAAAGAGACAAAUAAAAGAAAUAGAGGAAAAGUUUUUGUUCCUAUUUUUGUUUUUCUCUUUAGCAUUUAUUCUUUGGCCUUAAUGAAAGUGACCGUGGACCCACAUCAGGUAUUAAGGUGCUGUGGAGGCAAGCGAGGAUGGAACAAAACCUAAUUGUUUUUUAUGCAUUUGUAGACAGAUCACAAAAACCCCAUGGCCUUUUUGAAAAAUGUGCACUUUUGACCCUUACCUGGAAUGCAAACAUAUUUGAAACUAUAAUAAGUAAACAAAUAUACAUGAGAUUAAAGUGAGAUUUAUUUCUAAAUAACAUUUACUAUAGUGGUUCUUGGACCUGGAACA